AUGUUAUCAUUUAUUCGUAAAAGACUUCCAUCGAAAGAUCGAAGUACUGAACAUCUUCAACAUGUCAAAUCAAAUCAUAAUCAAGAUGAACAUCAGAAUGAUGAUGAAAUAAAACGAAGUCAAUCGACAAAUGAAUUAGAUAAUAAUAAUAAUAAUGAAAAGAAAAAACAAAAGAAGAAAAAGAAAAAUAAAUUCAAUUCUUCAUCAACAGUUGAUGAACUUGUUCAUCCUUCAACUAUUUCAUCAACAAGUGAACCAAUAAAUAAAUCCUAUUCAGAUGUAGAUUAUUUUCCAAUGAUGUGUGGAACUCUAUCUCAAUCGAAUAAACAUGACAAAACAUCGACAAAUAAUGAUUGUUCAUCUGAUUGUUAUUUAAAUCCAUCAGAUAUUCUACAAACAAAAAGUGAUAUUAAUUAUGUGCAAACAAAACCACGAGUUUUUCAAAUUCCAGUAAUUGAUUGUCGAUAUGAAGAGAAAAAACUUAGUUAUAAAGAUAUUGAUCAUCAACGAACGAAAGUUCUUCAACAACUAACUGAACAACGAAUACAAAAAAAGUUAAUAAAAUUAAGAAAUAUUUAA
Adineta steineri is the source of this 579-nucleotide messenger RNA. Lineage: Eukaryota; Metazoa; Rotifera; Eurotatoria; Adinetida; Adinetidae. The record is from the annotation of a GenBank genome assembly.